Molecule: messenger RNA, 9440 nt
Organism: Antechinus flavipes (yellow-footed antechinus)
Lineage: Eukaryota; Metazoa; Chordata; Mammalia; Dasyuromorphia; Dasyuridae
Gene: SOS2
Product: SOS Ras/Rho guanine nucleotide exchange factor 2
Exons: 23
Coding region: 4230-8219 (1329 amino acids)
Biological process (GO): positive regulation of GTPase activity; Ras protein signal transduction
Cellular component (GO): plasma membrane
Molecular function (GO): protein heterodimerization activity; guanyl-nucleotide exchange factor activity
Source: RefSeq, a predicted model, not a curated record
ACUUUAACAUUGUGCCAAUGUAUAAUUGGUUUCCAGGAAAGGGGACAGAGUCUUUCCUCUGAAGUUAAAUGAGAAUUCAAUUUUCAUAUAAAUUAAAAGAAAAAAAAAGACAGUGUUUUUGUAAAACAUUAGGCAUAGCUUUGUGGAUAAAGAUACAAAUAACAAUUUCUUAUUUCUCAACAAUAAACAAGUAAUCACUAUAAUCUGUAGUGUAUCUUCCUAUCUGAUAGGCAGCCUGGGAUGAUGGUGGACAGAAUAUUGGAUUCAGAGUUGAGUUCAAUCCUGCUUUGACUUUAAAAAAAAGAAGAAAAAUGAAAAAGCAUUUACUAAGCAUUUAUAUGUGCCAAGCACUGGGUGAGGUACUGGGAAGAGAAACACAAAACUGAGAGUCUCUGAAUUUCAACAAGAAUCAUAACAUUUUAAUAGGGGGAGACAACACAUUGACAAGGGGUAGCCAGAAAAGAAAAUUUUUGUCUGGUGAGUUAUAGGAAUUGUGUAUAAUAUGGCAGUUAAUUGUACUAUCUUUUCCAGAAGCAAUGGUAGUACUAAUUACUUUUCUCCAAGCAAGUGAUAGAAAUGAGUGAAGUAAAUAAACCAGUAGAAGAAAGAACAAGUCUUUGUCCAGGUGAGUGGACAACAGUGUUUGUUGACAGAAGAGUUUGUACUUAAUCACCAAUCACUCCCUGAGGUAAAUGCCAAAGCUCAAUAAUUUAAUGCCCUGGGAGUAGGGUUGGGGAUGGGAGUUUGUUAGAAUUCUUACAAGGUGCUAAGGCAGUGGAAUUGAUAGAGACAAUGGUUGUUUAGCAGGGUACUUAACAGUUCUCUAAAUUACUUAGUACUUAUUAGAGUUCACACCUUUAAGAGAGUAUAUAUAAGCUAGGAGCCUCAACCAAGAUGUAGUUCGGGAGAUUCAGAGCCAGGAUUCAGUUGAGGAGAUUCACAAGCCAGGCAGAAGGAAGGAAGAAAGAGAAGAGGUGGCAGGCUGUCCUGUGGAGAACACUGAAACCAAGAUGCAGAAGGCCUCCAGAACUAGCCAAACCCCAAAUGUAGGAGAUAAGAUUUGGAAAGAGACAGUAAAGGAUUUAGACUUUAACUCCUGGCUGUGUUUGAGGUGAUUAUUACACUGAACUGAAACAAAGCCCCCGAAGAAACCUGCUCCCAGGGAACAUUAAAUUUUAGAGAAGAACAUUACAGGAGUUGCUGGUUUUCUUAAGGAUAUUGUUUUUAAUGGAGAAAGGACAAUUAUUACCUGAAGAGAGGGCUAGCCAUUUAGGGUAAGAUGUAGUUUGUUCAUGCCUAGUUAAUGUAGUUAAUUUAGAUGCUCUUUGACUUCAUUUUGGUUCCUAUUCAUGGAAAACUAUUUGUUUGCUUUAUCUUUAAAGUUCAAAGAUGAUUCUAUUACAUUAUCUCUGUUCUCCUGAAUUUUCAUUUCAAAGUUCCAAGUUAGUUCUGGUAUUUUCAUCAAAAAUUCUUGAAAGCCCUCUAUUUCAUUGAAGAUUCUUCUCCUCUCUCCCCACCUUAGAUUAUGGUCAGUUUUGCAUGAUAAAUUAUCCUUGAUUAUAAAAUCUUUUACCUUUUGGCAUAUUAUAUACCAAGGUUCUCCUUCUCCCCUUUAUUGUUGUAGAGGCUUAUGAGAUAUUGAUUGUGGUUCCUUCUUGCUUAAACUCUUUUUGAUUAAUGGGGUGAUUUUUUUUUUUUUUUUUGUAUAUGAUAUGAAAUGUUUGGCUGCUUUUAGUUUGGGGUUUCUUUCAAAAGGUUGAGUGAACCACGAAACUGAGGACUUCUCAGAAUAAUCAACUUGAUAAUUCCAGAUUUAGCACUAACGGUCUGUGGUUUCUCAUAAAAUCACUAAGAUAGACUGAAUCUACCAUUAAGAUUUUAAUGUAUGAAGAAAAUUGAAGGUUUGGGAAAUGAAAUUCUUUAUAUAAAUAUCAUAAUAAAGAACCUAAAAGUUUUUGUAUUGUGACCAGCUAAGAUUGAGCAAACAUUUGUAAGAAGUCAACCACAUUGGUUUUAGUAAGCAUUGUAACAGAUUGGAAUGUAACAAACAUUGUAAUGUUUUAUAACACUUUAACCAUGGGUGAAACUGGAAAUUGAGGAUUUCUCAGAAUAAUAAAAUUUAGAACCAAGCGUUUAAUCUUUAGGCUCUGGGAAGAACAACAAAGACUUUCCAAGGGAAAACAUUCAAGAGAUAAGUGCUUAGAGAAGAAUUUGACUACUUAAUGGCCUGGAGAUAUUUGAGAGGUCUAUAAACUGGCUUAUAUCUAUUUGUUGAUUGAGAAAAGCCUGAGGUAAAAUCAAAUCUUCCUAAACUAUUUUGAUUAUUAACCUUAGAAGCAAAACAGAAUCUUCCUCUCUUGAAACAAGUCUUGCAUAACCAAGACCUUCACGCCACAAAAGCCCACCUAUAUUCCAGAGACAAAUAAAGGAAUAAAAGUCAAGUUUGCCAAUGAUUCUAGGAGGAUUGAUAAUUUCUGUAAUUUCUUUUCUCUCACUGCCCACUUAAAUUAUCUCACAGUUCUUGUGAGACUGACCCUCCUCCCUCUGAGACUCCAGUGCUCUCACUGUCUGUUUCUCAUGAGAACUUAAUAAAACUUCUAUUCUUCACUUUGGGAUAUCUCUGAGUAUUUUUUGAAUUGGGUUUUGCCAUCUCACACAAGAUGAAAGGUGGAUUUUUGCUAUUAUUUAUUUUGCUAUCUGGUUGUAAUAGAUUUAGGCAAUUUUCUUUAUGAUUUCUUUAAAUAUAAUAUUCAGAUAUUAUUGAGGGGCAGUGGUUGUCGUGGUUUUCAAGGAGUUCAAUAAUUAUGCUAUCUUAACCUAUUUUCAAGGUCAAUUGUUUUGCGAAGCAAGUAUCUUACAUUUUUUAGUUUAUUUUUUCAUUUUUUUUACUUUGUCCUAACAUUUCUUGCUGUUUUGUAUGCUCUAUUCUAUUUUUUCGAUAAAGUUUUCUAUUUUCUGUUUUAAAUUAUUUCUUACUCCAAUUUUUUCCUUCUAAAAGUUUGGUUUCAUUUUUUAUUUCUCGUUUUGCUGAUGAGAGAUAAAGGUUCUCAGGCGGAGCGUCUCAUCUACUUAAGAGAUUAGUUUAUUUAUAUGCUGUUUUUCUGAAGGUUAUGUUUUCGGGCUUUGGGAAUCUAAAAAGUAAAAUUAAGCCCUUGUUACCUUUGAACCUGGAGGGUUGGUCUGGGCAGGGACACAAAAAAGGCUAUGAGCAAGGGCCUUCUCCUUCUCCUAAAUGGGGCUGGGAUAAUCAGUGAAAUACUACCUACUUCAGAAGCAUCGUAGUCGGCGGUUACAGGGUUUUGCAAGGAGUGCGGGCCUGUCUCUAAUAGAGCUCCUAUACACUUAAAAGGCGGGCGAAGGAGAGCACUGGGAUCCCAGGUCCGAGCACACACCCGCCUGCUUCUCCCGCUCUAGCUUCUCCAGAGGCUCCAGCCUAGCGUCUCUGCCACCGCCUCUUCCUUCCUAGUUAGUGCGCAUGCUUAGUGCCCGGUCUCGCCGGGGUAAAGGGGAAUAAUGAGAACCUGGACAAGGGGAAGAGGGAACCUAGGAUUUGGAGUAAGAGAAGCUCGUCAUCGCUGCUGGAGCGCCUUCUGGGCCCGUCUCCGGGGAAACUGAAAGGGUGUCCGUGGAAAGGGAAAGGAAAAGGAGCGUCUCGUGUUGAUCUCGAAGGAAACCUACGCAUCCCGGCCCCGCUCUGUGUCCUCAGUGCCCUCCUCCCUUGCGGAGAUGGCUCCGGGGUUGAGCCGGGCUGGAUUUCGAAGCGCGGACUUAUGAAGAAAAGCCGGGGACUCCAGACUCUGCUGCUUUCCGUUCGCAGCCGCUCUCGUAGCGGGUAGUGAGAGGCUGUCGGGUGGGAUGCGGACCUGGGACGAGGCCAGCGGCACCAUCGCCGGGCAGCUAACCCAAACAAAGGAGGAAGUGCCAGUGGAGGACCGGGCCACUGCCCACCGGGAGGAGACUGCUGAGCUGGAGGUGAAGGGAGGAGGAGACACCCCGCCGCCGUCGCCGUCAUCGUAGUCGCGGGGUCAGCUUGGGCUCUGGGACACGAAGCCCCUGGCUCCACGAGCCUGCCGAGAGCAGCGACCUCUCCCUCCCCCCAGCUCAGGCCUCGGCGCGAGUUGUUCAGGGAGGGAGCCUCCCGGACUCUGGAGUGGGGCGGCCGCAGUCGCUGUCUCCUGACCCUGCCCUCGCUUCCCCAACCUCGUUGAGGAGGAGCCGCUGCCGAAGUCAUGCAGCCGCCGCAACAGCCUUACGACUUCUUCAGUGAAGAGAACCAUCCGAAAUGGCGGGGACUCUUCAUUCCUGCCCUGCGGAAGGUUCAGCAUCAAGUUCACCCCAAUCUCUCAGCAAAAGAGGAUUGUCUAUAUUACAUUGAAGAGUUGAUCCUUCAACUGCUAAAUAAAUUAUGCAUUGUACAGCCAAGGACUGUUCAAGAUGUAGAGGAACGUGUUCAAAAGACUUUUCCUCAUCCAAUUGACAAGUGGGCUAUUGCUGAUGCACAAUCUGCCAUAGAAAAACGAAAACGAAGGACUCCUCUUUUGUUACCUGUGGAUAAAAUUCAUCCUUUAUUGAAGGAAGUUUUAGGGUAUAAAGUAGAUUAUCAUAUCUCUCUUUAUAUUGUGGCUGUAUUGGAAUAUAUCUCUGCUGAUAUUCUGAAAUUGGCUGGUAAUUAUGUUUUUAAUAUCAGACAUUAUGAAAUCUCCCAGCAGGACAUUAAAGUAUCAAUGUGUGCAGAUAAGGUUUUAAUGGACAUGUUUGAUCAGGAUGACAUUGGUUUGGUUUCACUCUGUGAAGAUGAAUCUCUUUCUUCAGGUGAACUAAAUUACUAUGACCUAGUCAGAACUGAAAUUGCAGAAGAAAGACAGUAUCUACGGGAAUUAAAUCUAAUAAUAAAAGUAUUUCGGGAGGCUUUUCUUUCAAACAAAAAACUGUUUGCAUCUUCUGAUAUUGAAGGGAUAUUCAGUAACAUUUUAGAUAUUCAUGAAUUGACUGUAAAGCUUUUAGGCUUGAUUGAAGACACAGUUGAAAUGACUGAUGAAAGCAGUCCUCAUCCUUUAGCUGGCAGCUGUUUUGAAGAUCUAGCAGAAGAACAAGCAUUUGAUCCAUAUGAAACCUUGUCACAGGAUAUUCUUUCACCACAGUUUCAUGAACGUUUCAAUACUUUGAUGGCUAAACCUGCUGUUUCUCUACAUUUUCAGUCCAUUGCUGAUGGCUUUAAAGAGGCGGUACAAUAUGUUCUUCCACGCCUUAUGCUAGUGCCAGUUUACCAUUGUUCACACUACUUUGAAUUAUUAGAGCAAUUGCAAGAAUGCAGUGAAGAACAAGAAGACCGAGAAUGUUUGAAACAAGCUAUUACUGCUCUUCUGAAUUUCCGAUGUAGCAUGGAACGGAUUUGCAAUAAGCAUUCACCUAGACGGAGACCUGCAGAUCCUGUUUGUCGAUUUUAUAAUCGUCAAUUACGGAGUAAGCACCUGGCCAUUAAAAAAAUGAAUGAAAUUCAAAAAAAUAUUGAUGGAUGGGAAGGCAAAGAUAUUGUCCAGUGUUGUAAUGAAUUUAUAAUGGAAGGACCAUUGAUAAGAAUAGGAGCUAAGCAUGAACGCCAUAUUUUUCUUUUUGAUGGCUUAAUGAUUAGCUGUAAAACUAAUCAUGGACAGUCCCGGAUUCCAGGUUAUAGCAAUGCAGAGUACAGAUUGAAAGAAAAAUUUAUCAUGAGGAAAAUACAAAUCUGUGAUAAAGAAGACACUUCUGAAUACAAGCAUGUCUUUGAGUUGAUUUCCAAAGAUGAAAACAGCAUUAUAUUUGCUGCUAAGUCCAUUGAAGAGAAAAAUAAUUGGAUGGCAGCCUUGAUUUCUCUUCAGUAUCGUAGUACAUUAGAUCGAAUGCUAGAUUCAGUAUUAUUAAAAGAAGAAAAUGAACAACCAUUGAGGUUGCCAAGUCCAGAAGUUUAUCGUUUUGUUGUGAAAGACUCCGAAGAAAACAUUGUUUUUGAAGACAAUUUGCAAAGUGGAAUCCCUGUCAUUAAAGGAGGAACUGUGGUGAAAUUAAUUGAAAGACUAACCUACCAUAUGUAUGCAGAUCCCAAUUUUGUGCGUACUUUUCUUACAACCUAUCGUUCAUUUUGUAAACCACAGGAAUUGUUGAAGCUAUUGAUUGAACGGUUUGAAAUCCCCGAGCCAGAACCUUCUGAAGCAGAUAAAUUGGCAGUAGAGAAAGGAGAGCAGCCAAUCAGUGCAGAUCUGAAACGGUUUCGCAAAGAAUAUGUCCAACCAGUACAACUUAGGAUACUAAAUGUAUUUCGGCACUGGGUAGAACAUCAUUUUUAUGAUUUUGAGAGAGAUCUGGAAUUACUUGAAAAAUUAGAAUCCUUUAUUUCAAGUGUAAAAGGAAAAACGAUGAAGAAGUGGGUAGAGUCAAUUGUUAAAAUCAUCAAGAGGAAAAAACAAGCUCAGGCAAAUGGAAUUAGCCAUAAUAUUACUUUUGAAAGUCCACCACCACCCAUUGAAUGGCAUAUUAGCAGACCAGGACAGUAUGAAACAUUUGAUCUCAUGACCCUGCAUCCAAUAGAAAUUGCACGUCAACUAACACUUCUGGAAUCAGAUCUCUACAGAGCAGUUCAGCCUUCUGAACUUGUAGGAAGUGUGUGGACUAAAGAAGAUAAGGAAAUAAAUUCUCCAAAUUUAUUGAAAAUGAUUCGGCACACUACAAAUCUGACUCUCUGGUUUGAAAAAUGCAUAGUAGAAGCAGAAAACUUUGAAGAACGAGUGGCAGUAUUAAGUAGGAUUAUGGAGAUUCUGCAAGUUUUUCAAGACUUGAACAAUUUCAGUGGUGUGUUAGAGAUAGUCAGUGCAAUGAAUUCAGUGUCUGUAUACAGAUUGGAACAUACAUUUGAAGCAUUACAGGAAAGAAAGCGGAAGAUUUUAGAAGAAGCUGUAGAACUAAGCCAAGAUCACUUUAAAAAAUACCUAGCAAAACUUAAAUCAAUCAACCCACCUUGUGUGCCUUUUUUUGGAAUAUAUUUAACAAAUAUUCUGAAGACUGAAGAAGGGAAUAAUGAUUUCCUUAAAAAACAAGGGAAAGAAUUAAUCAACUUUAGUAAAAGAAGGAAAGUAGCUGAAAUUACUGGAGAAAUUCAGCAGUAUCAGAAUCAGCCGUAUUGUUUACGGAUAGAAGCAGAAAUAAGGAGGUUCUUUGAAAAUCUCAAUCCUAUGGGAAAUGCAUCAGAGAAAGAAUUUACAGACUAUUUAUUCAAUAAAUCACAAGAAAUUGAACCCCGAAACUGUAAACAACCACCUCGAUUUCCUAGGAAAACAACUUUCUCCUUAAAAUCUCCUGGUAUAAGGCCACACACCGGCAGACAUGGCUCUACUUCAGGCACUUUACGAGGUCACCCAACUCCAUUAGAAAGAGAACCAUGUAAAAUAAGCUUCAGUCGGAUAAAUGAGGCUGAACAUGAAUCAACAGCAUCAGCACCAACCUCUCCAAACACACCAUCUACUCCACCAGUCUCUGCUUCUUCAGAUCUUAGUGUAUUUUUAGAUACAGAUCUUAACAGUUCUUAUGGAAGCAACAGCAUCUUUGCUCCAGUAAUCUUACCACAGUCAAAAUCUUUCUUAAAUUCAUGUGGUAGUUUACAUAAAUUAACUGAAGAGUCACUGGUUCCUCCUCCUCUUCCUCCUCGUAAAAAGUCUGACCAAGAUGUUUCAACUUCCAAGGGAAACAUGAAAUAUGAUGAUGAUCCUCCUGCUAUUCCACCAAGGCAGCCACCACCUCCAAAGAUAAAGCCUCGAGUCCCUGCUUACAGUGAUCCGUUUGAAGGGCCUUUGCCUAGUCCACCACCACCACCUCCACGAGAUCCUCUUCCUGAGAUUCCUCUACCAGCACCUCUUCGGCCUCCUGAACAUUUUAUAAACUACCCAUUUAAUCUUCAGCCACCACCAAUGGGACACACUCACAGAGAUCCAGAUUGGUUUCGGGAGGCCAGUACAUGUCCAAACUCACCAAAUACUUCUCCAAGCACGCCCUCUCCAAGGGUGUCACAUCGCUGUGUGCUCAGUUCCAGUCAAAAUAAUCUUGCUCAUUCUCAAGCUCCCCCUAUCCCACCAAGACAGAAUUCAAGUCCUCAUUUACCAAAACUGCCACCAAAGACUUACAAAAGAGAUCUUUGUCAACCUCCUGUGUAUAGAUUGUCCUUGUUAGAACAUGCAGAAACUCCUCAGUGACCUUAGCCUUAUUUAGUCAUUGACACUGGAAUAGUAUUUAUAAACUUCCUUUUUUUAUUUAUUCAAAACAAGGCAAGGUAUUUUAGUAGUUUUGCAAAUAAUUCUCUUAUAAAAUUGCUACUGAUGAAAGAAGCCCCAAAAUUGGGAAAAUAAAAUUAUUUUAAAGCACAAAGUCCUUCAGGUCAUUAGUAGCAUUACUAUGUCUUGGAUCGUCAGUACUACCAGUGAUUAGGCCAGUAUAAAAAAUUUGUAUUUUGCAAUGUAUGUAUGUACAUUAAAUUAAUUUAACUAUUGUUUGCACCGGAGAGAAAGUGCAUUUCUGGAAUUCUUCAAAUUUAUCUUCUAGAGACCUUUUUAAGGAAAUAAAUUUAUUUAAGAAUAUAGUUUUACUCCUUUUUAAACUUUUUGGCUAUUCACUUUCUAGUUUUAUCUGUAUCUAGGAAAGUUGUGAAUAACUCCUACAUGUGCUCAAAUUCUUGAAUGUCAUAUCUUAAAUGCCAUUUUUACUGUUGGCAACUAAAAGGAAAAAUGGAAUGAAAAUCAAAACAAAGAUAUCAGAACAUACUGUUUUUAUUUUGUUUUGGCAGAAUGUGAACAAAGAUUACCCAACCCAUUGUGGGGGAGUGGGAAGGGAGGAUACAAAGCCUGUGUAUCUUUAGCAUGAAUCUUUUUCAGAUGUGCCUUUUUGUUUUGUCAGCCAAACUAUCUUUAGUUAAUGAAUUGCCUUUGUUUUGGAGAACAAAGCUAACAUGCCCAUGUAUGUGCAAUUUUGUUUAUACUGUAUAUUUACAGAUGAUGCUAAUAACCUAUGUAAAUUUAAGUGACUCAAGGCCUAUAAUGCACUUGCGGCUUUGCAAAUUCAUACCAUUCAAAGGAAAGUUUUCAGUGGAAUAGCAACCAUGACUUGUUUUCAAAACCUAAUGAUCUAUUCUCUGAAUCUCAUUGGAUUUAAUUGUAAUUUUUAAAAAUCCUUUUUGAAGAUUGGUAGUGUUUAAGUCAACUUUAUUAACUUUUUAUAUAGAGAAGUGAAUAAAACUUUUCUCUUACUAUUUUGACUACCUUAUUCAAACUGGUGAAUGAAUCUGUUUUAAUGGUAGUACUACUGUUGCAGCACUUGUUAAGUGGCCAAAAGCCACAUUUUAUUUACUGAUCUGUGGUCUUUUACUGUGUUUUGCAUCAAAGUUCUUAACAAGAUUAAUAAAUCAUCUCAGUCUUAAUUUU